CUACGCUGAUUUUUGGCUUUGGCUAUGGUGUUGAGAGCUUCAAUCAACAACGGGUACGAAGUGGCGCUGUCGAACUCUGGGCACGGGCGUGUGAUACGUCAGAAUCAACUUCGCAGGGGCGGUUCAGGGCGCUCACCGCCCGGCCCGCGUACCACUCCUUGCGCAAUGCCACGGUGCCCUCUCUGACCACUCUCCACCAUAAACCUGGCCUCAAUUGCGCUGCCAAAAAGAUACCCCGGAAGCUUUUGUUCUCUACAGCUACUUGACUACGCGCCUUUCCUUCUAUAACCAUGAGCCUUCAGGUCCCGUUCAGGAACAGGGGAGGCCACCCGCCCUCCACCAAGGCUGUCAUUCUGGUUGGCGGCCCGUCCAGAGGCACGCGCUUCAGGCCAUUGUCGCUCGACGUCCCCAAGCCCCUCUUUGACGUCGCCGGCCACCCCAUCAUAGAACACUGCUUCCGCGCCAUUACCAAGGUCCCCGAGAUCAAGGAGGUCUUCAUCGUCGGCUACUACGACGAGUCCGUCUUCCGCGACUUCAUCAAGGAGACCGCCAACACCUUCCCGCACAUCAAGCUGCACUACCUGCGCGAGUACCAGGCUCUGGGUACGGCUGGCGGUCUCUACCACUUCCGUGAUGCCAUUCUCAAGGGCCACCCGGACCGCUUCUUCGUCCUCAAUGCCGAUGUCUGCUGCUCAUUCCCGCUGAAUGAGAUGCUGAAGCUGUUUGAGGAGAAGGACGCGGAGGCCGUCAUCCUUGGUACGAGAGUCGGCCAGGACGCGGCAACAAACUUUGGAUGCAUUGUCUCGGAUGCGCACACUAAGCGGGUGCUGCACUACGUCGAGAAGCCCGAAGGCCACAUCUCCAACCUGAUCAACUGCGGUGUCUACCUCUUCUCCACCGAAGCCAUCUUCCCCUCCAUCCGCUCCGCAAUCAAGCGCCGCACCGAGCGCCCGCGCCUUCUCUCGUAUCCUUCGUCGGAAAACCUCGAGUCGUCAUACAUUCAGCAGGAGGAUGAGGAGGAUGAGGGCGAGACGCAGGUGAUCAGGCUGGAGCAGGACAUCCUGUCCGAUCUGGCAGACACCAGGUCAUUCUUCGUCCUCGAGACGAAGGACUUCUGGCGGCAGAUCAAGACGGCCGGCUCCGCGGUCCCGGCCAACGCGCUGUACCUGCAGAAGGCCUGGCAAUCCGGCUCCGAAGAGCUCGCCCAGCCCUCCGCCAACAUCAUCCCCCCUGUCUUCAUCCACCCGUCUGCGCACGUCGACCCUACGGCCAAGCUGGGCCCCAACGUCUCCGUUGGCCCCCGCGCGCACAUUGGUGCCGGCGCCCGCAUCAAGGAGUCUAUCGUCCUCGAGGACGCCGUCGUCAAGCACGACGCUUGCGUGCUUUACACGAUUGUUGGGUGGAGCAGCAAGGUUGGCGCAUGGGCGCGCGUGGAGGGUACGCCUCUGCCGCACACGAGCCACAGCACUAGCAUUGUCAAGAACGGCGUCAAGGUCCAGAGCAUCACGAUCUUGGCGAAGGAGUGCGCCGUUGGAGAUGAAGUCCGCGUGCAGAACUGCGUCUGCCUGCCAAACAAGGAGUUGAAGAAGGACGUCGCUAAUGAGGUUAUCAUGUGAGGUGCGAUACGCAAGGAAGGAGGCACAGGCAAUAUGGAGGCUCGAAAAGCAGUCAUGUCACGGCUUCUGGCGUGUUAAAGCAGAUGGUUCCAGCUCGUUGAGUUUUGAGUACGGCAUCAUGAAUUACACUAAUUAAUGCCUGACUCGAGACCAAUUUACAGUUUUCUAAGGC
Molecule: messenger RNA, 1788 nt
Organism: Aplosporella prunicola CBS 121167
Lineage: Eukaryota; Fungi; Ascomycota; Dothideomycetes; Botryosphaeriales; Aplosporellaceae
Exons: 4
Coding region: 291-1616 (441 amino acids)
Biological process (GO): biosynthetic process
Cellular component (GO): cytoplasm
Molecular function (GO): transferase activity
Source: RefSeq, a predicted model, not a curated record